CUAUUAUAAUUCUCUUUGGGCAUCACUAUUUGACAACUAAUGUCAGGAAUUAUUUACGUAAAAAAAUCAGUUAAAUUCCAAAAUAAUUAAUCUCAGAAACUAUUUAUUGUUUGUUCUUGUUUCGUGAAUUUGAGCUAUCUUAUUAAAUUUAAAAAGUUGUAAAUAAAUUAUACGCAUAAAUUUAAAGUGUUCAAAAUGAUGGCUAGCAAAGCUAUGCCGGAGACGGAGGAGCAAAACAGAAUCCGAUUUCAAGUGGAAUUAGAAUUUGUACAAUGCUUGGCAAAUCCAAAUUAUAUACACUUUUUAGCACAGAGAGGUUACUUAAAAGAACAGACAUUUAUUAAUUAUUUAAAGUACUUACAAUACUGGAGAGAACCAGAGUAUGCCCGGUAUCUCAAGUACCCCAUGUGUCUGCAUUUCCUAGAGCUGUUACAGCAUGAAGCAUUCAGAAGGGAAUGUGUUUCAGCACAGGUGUGUAAAUUCAUGGAUGACCAAGCUAUUCUCUUGUGGCAACACUAUACGCGGCGGCGCACGCGUACGCUGCAGCCACCAGAUGCGCCCGCGCCGCCCGCGCCCCCCGCACCUCCACAACAGGGCGCGCCCAGGCAACAACCCUAAUAUAGUUAUAAUCUGUAUUAAAGUGAAAUGAACUUGCGGAUUUUAUUCUUAGGUGUGUUAUAUGCUAAGCAAUAAUGACAUUAGCAUUCUCAUUGUAUUGUAAAUAUGUAUAUAAUAAUAUAUAGUUUGAUAAGUAGUCUAGUAUUGUUUGAUGAUGAAUUUAUUCACUUGUCACAGUUUUCUGUUUAUUUGUUUGUAAGAGAUUUAUUUUAGUGGUUUAGUUAUGUCAGUUAGAACAUGGAUUCAUGUGGUUAUUCCAAAAAAGCAGAACAUAAUUUGGUGUUGUCUACCUGUUACAAUAAUAAUGCUCUAAAUGUUAUAAUAAUUACUAUUACUAAAAUGAGUAAUAAAAAAAUGAAAGAAGGGGUGCAGAAAGUGGCUAAAUUUUUAAUUUAAAGUAAUGUAGUCAUCUUCAUUUUUUAUGUGCUUUUUCCGUAUUGCUGUUGUUAUUUAUGUAUGAACUUGCCAAAAGCAUUGGGGCACUAAAAAAAGUUAAAGGCCACGAAAAUCAGCAGAGUAGCUGCCGCGGUAUUAGUGAAACAGGCCUCCCGAGCGUUUGGGGCCUUUGUUGCCCGUAGGCACAUAAACAGGCGCCCUAAAGUUCGCACUGCUCUGAUGGCACCCUAACAAAUUUUCAUCAAGAACAAGAGUUCUAUAGUCUAAAAACAGACUGGUUAUCACAGCAGUGCCCCGUUCUUAGAUAAAUAACGUUUAUGAAUAAGGGGGUAGUGUUUUGUAUGUAUGGGAACAUAUAUUAUUUUUAACACAUCAAACAUAUUUACAGAGACUGAUUUUAUUUGUAUAAAGUAGUUGUUUAAGAUGAUAAUUCUAAUGUAUGUAUAAAUUAAUUUUAUACGGAA
This is a messenger RNA of Manduca sexta (tobacco hornworm), 1478 nucleotides long. It is a transcript of the gene MED31, whose product is annotated as mediator of RNA polymerase II transcription subunit 31. Gene Ontology annotation, biological process: regulation of transcription by RNA polymerase II. The record is from RefSeq and is a predicted model, not a curated record. The transcript has 4 exons. Bases 196 to 618 code for a protein of 140 amino acids. NCBI's taxonomy places the organism in Eukaryota, Metazoa, Arthropoda, Insecta, Lepidoptera, Sphingidae. Gene Ontology annotation, cellular component: mediator complex; core mediator complex. Gene Ontology annotation, molecular function: transcription coregulator activity.